AUGACUCAAGCCCUCAUCCAAAAAGCUUCGUCAGUUGACUGCACUCUCGUAGCCAAAGAAUGGCUUGAUCGUUUGCAUAAGGCAUCUGUGGCAAGAAAUCCUGCCGCGUUCGCAGAGCUUUUCAUAUCAGCUGGAUGGCUACGCGAUCUCCUUUGCUUUGGCUGGGAUUUCCGCACCAUCCAGGGCCGCGAUAACAUCGCCUUGUAUCUGUCCGAGACUGUUCCCAACGGCAACACGAAGGCAAAUCGCUUUGCCAAGAGCUCAAUUAGCAAGCUCACUGUCGAGAUCUCUUCGUCUUUGGGCCCUCCCUCGCUAUUCCCACUCCCUGGAGCGCCUGAUUCUAUGUCUGGAGUGCAGGCAGUAUUCACAUUCGAGCUUGACAACCCAGCGCGUACCGGUCGGGGGUUUGUGCGCCUCGUCCAAGCGCCUGGUGACAGCGAUAACUCGGGCGGUGCUCUGCACUGGAAAGCACUUACCGCAUUCUUCAAUAUCGAGGAUCUGAAAGACCACCCGGAGCCGAAGGAGCGCUCUAACGGCGUCUUUGAUGGUCACAUGGUUGCAUGGCCUGAUGUGAGGGCACAGAUGGCGAAAAGCGUAGAAGAGGACCCGACAGUAUUGAUAAUUGGUGCCGGACAAGGUGGUCUCAUGUGCGCAGCACGCAUGGGACGCAUGGGCAUCCGUGCACUUCUUGUUGAGAAAUUGCCAAGGGUUGGCGAUGUCUGGCGGAAUCGCUACCCUAACCUUUCGCUUCACACGCCCGCACAUUUUUGCACGAUUCUCUAUCAUCCAUGGCCGAAAACAUACCCUAAGUAUAUGGCUAAGGACAUGGUCGCAAACUUUCUAGAGUCCUAUGCUUAUGAGAACAAUCUCGUCAUCUGGCUUUCGUCGACUGUCUUGAACGACCCUCAGCCUGUAUAUAACGAAGAGACCGGACGGUGGAGUGUACACGUCGAGAGAACAAUCAAGACGGAAUCAUUCGAAGUCAAGUCGAUCGUGACUCUUCAUCCCAAGCAUGUUGUUCUAGCCACUGGCAGUGGACGCGCUCACAUUCCCAAGUGGCCCGGCAUGGCGAGCUUCAAGGGCACCAUCUAUCACAGCGAUAACCACAAAUCCCCAGAGAAAUGGGCAGGCAAGAAGGCGGUCAUUGUCGGAGCAUGCAAUGCCGCAGGCGACGUAGCCCAGUCUUUCGUCGCGCCUGCCCAUCUGGCCGCCUCGGUGACUGUGGUCCAGCGCUCCGCUACUUGCGUCGUCGCCGCGUCCAGUCUAGAUGCCGUCUUUUACAGCGAAUUCUAUCCAGAAUCGCGUCCCAUCGAGGAUGCCGACUUGCUCGACGGCAGUAUGCCUCUCAGGUUCCUGCUCAACAUGUUCAGAGACGGUCUGACCGCAAGGCUGAAGGAGAUGGACAAGGCACUCCUCACUGGCCUGCAGGAGCAUGGGUUCAGACUCAAUUACGAGCUCGAACCUGGGGCUGGAGAGGUGGGACUGCCUGGAUUCCUUCAUGAGCGCAGGGGCAGUGGAUCCAUGCUCGACGUCGGCUUUGGACAAUCUGUUAUUGAAGGCAAAGUCAACAUCAAGAGCGGUAUAGAGGUCGACCACUUCGAGAGUGACGCGAUCGUCUUCCAGGAUGGAACACGCCUUGAAGCUGAUGUGGUGGUCCUUGCCACCGGCAACAAACCCAUUAUCGACAAUGCGACAGAUUUGUUCGGGAAGGAUAUCACGAAAAAGAUCGGCGACCAAAUCUGGGGCCUCGACAAGGAGGGCGAGUUCAUGAACACCUACAGACCGACUGGUCAGCGUGGCCUUUGGUUCGUCGCGGGUCCAUUCGCUCAGGGAAGGUUCUUCAGUAAGCAUCUGGCAAUCCAGAUCCUCGCUGAAGAACAUGGCCUCAAGAAUUAA
This is a messenger RNA of Heterobasidion irregulare TC 32-1, 1896 nucleotides long. RefSeq lists its product as uncharacterized. Lineage: Eukaryota; Fungi; Basidiomycota; Agaricomycetes; Russulales; Bondarzewiaceae. The record is from RefSeq and is a predicted model, not a curated record. Gene Ontology annotation, molecular function: flavin adenine dinucleotide binding; N,N-dimethylaniline monooxygenase activity; NADP binding. Bases 1 to 1896 code for a protein of 631 amino acids. The transcript has 11 exons.